CUCCCCGCCGGGAGCCCGCCUGCCAUGGACUCGGAGUACUACGGCGGCGACCAGUCAGAUGAUGGCGGUGCUACCCCGGUUCAGGAUGAGCGGGACUCUGGGUCAGAUGGCGAAGACGAUGUGAAUGAGCAGCACUCGGGAUCGGAGGCUGGCAGUGUAGAUCACCACUCAGAGAAUGAAUCUAGCGAUCGAGAAGAUGGCCUCACAAAAAGACAUCCCGUGACAGACUCUGAGAAUGACGAGCGCUCGAACCUCAACGCCAGUGACUCUGAGAGUGAGGAGCUGCACCAGCAGAAGGAGAGCGGUUCCGAGUCGGAGGGGCAGGCCGAGCCUCCUGCGAGUGACUCUGAAAAUGAGGACGCCAAUCAGCCCCACAGUGACUCCGAGAGUGAGGAGGCCAGGAAAGGACCCGGGAGCGACUCAGACAACGAGGAGCUCCUCAACGGGCACGCAAGUGACUCAGAAAGUGAAGAGGUUAGAAAGCGUGCUGCCAGCGAUUCUGAGCCUGAAGAGCCCCCCAAGAGCCCUGCCAGCGACUCGGAAGCUGAGGAAGCUCUGAAGCCCCAAGCUAGCGACUCGGAGAGUGAGGAGCCUGUGAGACAGCAGGCCAGCGACUCGGAGAACGAGGACCCUCCCAGGGCGCAGAUGAGUGACUCAGAGAGCGAGGAGCUCCCCAAGCCCCGGGUCAGUGACUCGGAGAGCGAGGAGCCCCCAAGGACCCAGGCCAGUGACUCGGAAGCAGAGGAGCUUCCCAAACCCCGUGUCAGUGAGUCUGAAAGUGAGGACCCCCCAAGGCAACAGGCCAGUGACUCAGAAGCGGAGGAGCUCCCCAAACCCCGCAUCAGUGACUCUGAGAGCGAGGAGCCCCAGAAGGGACCCGUCAGUGACUCGGAGAGCGAGGCCACCUCCAGGCACAAACAGAAGCCACAGUCAGAUGAUGACAGUGAUGGGGAAAAUAAGGGCCAGGGGACAGAGGUGCAGGGUGACCCCUUGCAUGCAGAGAGCCACACGGACAGGAAAAGGUUUCACAGCUCGGACAGUGAGGAGGAAGAACCCAAAAGGCCGAAAGUAGACAGCGAUGAAGAGGAGGAGAAAGAGGGUGAGGAGAAAGUCACCAAGCGAAAAGCAGUGCUUUCUGAUAGUGAAGAUGAAGAGAAAGCGUCCGCAGCGAAGAAGAGUCGUGUGGUUUCUGAUGCCGAUGACUCUGACAGUGACGUUCCAUCCGGCAAGAGAGAGAAGGCUGUCGCCUCUGACAGUGAAGAGGAAGUGGGGAAAGAGCUAUCUGAUAAGAAGAAUGAAGAGAAGGAUUUAUUUGGAAGUGACAGCGAGUCAGGCAAUGAAGAAGAAAAUCUCAUCGCUGACAUAUUUGGAGAAUCGGGUGAUGAAGAGGAAGAAGAAUUCACAGGUUUCAACCAAGAAGAUUUGGAAGAAGAAAAGGGUGAAAGCCAGGUAAAGGAGGCUGAAGAUUCGGAUUCUGAUGACAACAUCAAGAGAGGCAAGCACAUGGACUUCCUGUCAGAUUUUGAGAUGAUGCUGCAGAGGAAAAAGAGCAUGAGCGGCAAGCGCAGGCGUAACCGUGACGGCGGCACCUUCAUUAGUGACGCAGACGACGUAGUGAGUGCCAUGAUCGUGAAGAUGAACGAGGCUGCUGAGGAAGACAGACAGUUGAACAAUCAAAAAAAACCAGCACUGAAGAAGUUAACUUUAUUGCCUACAGUGGUUAUGCACCUCAAGAAGCAGGACCUGAAGGAAACCUUUAUCGACAGUGGUGUGAUGUCAGCCAUCAAAGAAUGGCUCUCCCCACUCCCGGACAGGAGCUUGCCAGCACUGAAGAUUCGGGAAGAACUGUUGAAGAUCCUCCAAGAGCUGCCUAGUGUGAGCCAGGAGACUCUGAAGCAUAGUGGGAUUGGACGAGCAGUGAUGUAUCUCUAUAAACACCCCAAGGAGUCGAGGUCCAACAAGGACAUGGCAGGGAAAUUAAUCAAUGAGUGGUCUCGGCCUAUAUUCGGUCUUACCUCGAACUACAAAGGAAUGACAAGAGAGGAAAGAGAACAGAGGGAUCUAGAACAGAUGCCUCAGCGACGGAGAAUGAACAGCACUGGUGGUCAGACGCCUCGCAGAGAUCUGGAAAAGGUGCUAACAGGAGAAGAGAAGGCUCUCAGACCUGGAGAUCCUGGGUUCUGUGCUCGCGCGCGGGUCCCAAUGCCCUCAAACAAGGACUACGUGGUGAGGCCCAAGUGGAAUGUGGAGAUGGAGUCGUCCCGGUUUCAGGCGUCCUCCAAGAAAGGCAUAAGCCGGCUCGACAAGCAGAUGAGGAAGUUCACAGACAUCCGCAAAAAGAGCCGUUCGGCACACGCUGUGAAGAUCAGCAUUGAAGGCAAUAAGAUGCCUUUGUGACCUCUUUGGGUAGCUGCAUCCCAGGAAAUGAGUGGGAAAUGAGAUCUUUUACAUGUUUUUUGGUGUGUCUAUAAACGGUUUAGCUUGUUUCAGAUGUUGUUGUAGGACUCACGUUUCCCUCCAUUGUAUUUAAAACUGUUGUGUACUUUGUACAGAGGAAUAUUAGUCAGACUUGUAUAAGCUUUACACAAUAAAGUUUCAUUCUGGUUUUA
This is a messenger RNA of Ochotona princeps (American pika), 2609 nucleotides long. RefSeq names its product interacts with SUPT6H, CTD assembly factor 1 (gene IWS1). The record is from RefSeq and is a predicted model, not a curated record. Gene Ontology annotation, cellular component: nucleus. The transcript has 14 exons. Lineage: Eukaryota; Metazoa; Chordata; Mammalia; Lagomorpha; Ochotonidae. Gene Ontology annotation, biological process: poly(A)+ mRNA export from nucleus. The coding region runs from base 25 to 2397 and encodes 790 amino acids.